Messenger RNA from Dama dama (fallow deer), 532 nucleotides. It is a transcript of the gene BGLAP, whose product is annotated as bone gamma-carboxyglutamate protein. Gene Ontology annotation, cellular component: extracellular region. Bases 77 to 337 code for a protein of 86 amino acids. Gene Ontology annotation, molecular function: structural constituent of bone; calcium ion binding; hydroxyapatite binding. NCBI's taxonomy places the organism in Eukaryota, Metazoa, Chordata, Mammalia, Artiodactyla, Cervidae. The record is from RefSeq and is a predicted model, not a curated record. Gene Ontology annotation, biological process: regulation of cellular response to insulin stimulus; regulation of bone mineralization; response to vitamin K. The transcript is spliced from 4 exons.
CCAGAGGGUAUAAAACAGCGCUGGAGGCCGGGAGAAGCAGACUGGCCGAGUCCACGCAGCCGCUGCCAGACACACCAUGAGAGCCCUCGUGCUCCUCGCCCUGCUGGCCCUGGCCACGCUCUGCCUCGCUGGUCUGGCAGAUGCAAAGCCCGGUGAUGCAGAGUCCGGCAAAGGCGCAGCCUUCGUGUCCAAGCAGGAGGGCAGCGAGGUGGUGAAGAGACUCAGGCGCUACCUGGAUCCUGGGUUGGGACACACUAGAGGUGUCAAUCCUAGUGAAGGGACAGGUGAUGAAGACUCAAGAGGCUGGUUUCAAGAUUCACCCUCAUCUCUCCUGUGAGGAGGCUUCUCCUUGAUUCAGAGGACCCAGCUGAAGACCACCAACCGCCCCCAGGCUGUCACCUUCAAAACAGUUAACCCUUGAACAUGGGUGUGAACUGCAUUUAUAAACAAUUUUUCACUAAAUAUGUACUCAGUGCAACAUGGCCCAUGUUUGAAUCAUGGGUGUGAAACUGAAUACAAAAAGCCAACAGGA